AAUUUUUUCUCAUUCUCACUAAUCAUUUUCAUCGUUAGCUUUGCAAAGUGCCUAGACUACAAUGAUCACUUGCUGUGCAAAACGCAGUUGAUGAGCCGCUGCUGCCACUGUUUCUUUUAGCCAAAGUUCUUAUUCUUCGUGUUCUAAUAAUAAAAGUUUUUAAUUACAGUUCACUUUAAUUUACUGUAUCUCGGUUUUUUAGUACCGUUACGUUGUAUAAUAUUUAAUGACUUUAACCAAACACUAUGAAUAAUAUUACAAAAAGUACUAUUUAGUGUCCUAAAAUGUAAAAUAAUUUUCUUUUAUCAUUCACAGACUUCAUCCACUUUUACAGAAAGGGAAGCAGAGCUGGACAAGUCAGAAGUUUUGUAAGUCAUAAGUCAAGUCAUCCCUUGAAGGUUUUUCCGCCAAGUGAAGUCAAGUCUGGUUACAAUUAGGCAGAACAUAAAAUUUGCUAGAAGCUUUUGGGUGAGAGAGUUUUUAUAGUCUCAGAAACUCUCUCUUUUUCAUGGGAGAAAAAGUCUAAUUUAAACAAAAAUCUCUUACUAAAAAUGACUUGACUUGAAAAAAUUUCUCAAGUCAAGCCAGUCACACUCUCUAGGCAGCUCAGAAAGCCAAAUACUGAAGACAUCCGUAAAGCCGUCAAGUAGAAAUUGUACUGACUGUUUGUGAGGGUUGUGCGCAUCUUUAACUUUCAGCCUUCUCGAACCUCGUUUCGUGAAAAAUUCAAUCGAAUUAUAAUUUUCUGGGAGAAAUAUUUAUAUCUCACAAAACCGCAUACUAAUCCAAAGGAUGAAUUGAGUUUACAAGUGGCCAUUGAGGCCAUUUUUCAGUUGUUUUUGGACAAACAAUACACAAUAUCUAAAUGGCGAUGUGAACUUGACGAAUAUCUCUCAACACACAUUCAUCCAGUGUUAGUCGGUCCUGAUCGUACGAACGACAUUCACACUAAACUCCGACGUCGUGCCCGUGUUAUAAAUUAUGCCAUCCGCGACUGUCAAGCCGUUACACAACUUGUUAAAUAUAUGAAUGAACAUCCGGCGAGGCGUGCAUCUCCACCACAACGUAUCGUUGAACUCAUUGACCACCUUUCAUCCUUUACGACACAAGACUCCGCAUUACCACCAUCACUUACACAACACUCACUACUCGAACCCAAGCAAAAACGACCCAAUUUUUUGGGUUAUUUAUCUAGAUUCAGCUCCACGUACAUCUAG
Molecule: messenger RNA, 1217 nt
Organism: Didymodactylos carnosus
Lineage: Eukaryota; Metazoa; Rotifera; Eurotatoria; Philodinida; Philodinidae
Source: the annotation of a GenBank genome assembly